AUGGCGUCGACAACCGUCACCUAUGGGAAGAAGAGGAGCUUGCUUAGGUCUCUGGGCUCCCGUCGCCGUCAAAAGCAUUUGGUGGAAUCUAUCCAAACUAAGAAACAAGAGCCUCUCGCUGUCUCCGUCUCCAUUUCCAACGAGACACCACGACGACCACCCCGAAGGAAGACCGGCCGCCACACGAGCAGCAUUGAAGAGAUGGCCAGCCGUCUUUUGGAUGAUACUACUGCAACUCUUCAAGGGCAUGAGACACCCCGUACCUCGAAACGGGUAUCGGGCCAAGAUAAACCACCACUGCCAACGAAAUCGCCUAAGAGCGCUGCAAACCCCAAAACUCAGCCGAUAAUUUCUCCACGAAGACUUUCACCUCGACUAGAAAGACCUGCGUUGUCCCCCGAUGCCCGAAUUCGGACUGCACGAGUAGAGAAGCAUUCGCCAAAGAGUUCAGCAAGGGUAUUGAGACAAACUCCCAGUACUCGAUCGCGAGCAGACUCGAACCAGAGACGAAAGGAGACUGGCUUGCAACGGCCCCUCCCCCAGUCCAAAACUCUGUCUCUUGACCCUCUCAAGUCCCAUCCGACGACUAAUUUGAAGGCAUCUACCUCUGUUCCGCUCGGCGAUGUGGAUGGGAAUGUCAGGUAUCGAAGAGCGGUGGGCGCUGACCGACUGGCUCCCGCUGAUACGUCAACCGAUCCUGAAGACAUCAACCAGAAACUCCAUGCUAUGCUGGCCGCCACUAAUGCUCUGAAGCCUUCAACUCCCCAGAUGGGAAACUCAUCGGCAUCCAAACUCACACGCAUGGUCUCUUCAAGGAUGUUUGCCAAAGUCUCUCAUGCAUGGGAUCGUCUGCACUCAAAAAGUUCCUUCGAGAACCCAAGAGGUCGAGACAGAGGAGAAGCGCAAGUUAGCAACGAGCUAGGGGAUGGCCUUCUCAACUCGGCCUUUCCUUCUCCUGCAGCCAUGUCCCCAAUCAGCACCAUUGAGAUCCGCCUCAAUGAAGGUGACAAUCUCAACAAGAAGAAAGUGCAACGGAUCGUUGGUGGCCAAGUUGCUCGAAAACCAGUCGCAGAUGAUGGCAAGUCGCUUCGGAGUGGAAAAUCCUUGGACGAUCCUUUUGCCGAGUGUGGAAGGGCGCGUACACCGACGACGUUUGAGAGCCGACUAAAAAAGGAGUCUGACAACGACAGCGAUAUAAUUCCACCGCUACCGCGCAAUCCCUUUGAUUCCGAGAAAGGAUUCGACAACGACAUCGAGGAUAGGAUCUUGAUUACCCCGCCAGUUGGAUCAUCAACCCCUCGGAUUCGAGUUGAGAGAGUCUCGUCGGCUAGUCUUGACGACAGUCCUACGAUGAAUCACUCAAGAUCGACGCUCUUGCAGGUCAAUUCAAUGCUGUGUGGGGUCCAACUCGGGCUUGGGCGAGAGGAGCUCAUGAGAGCUCAACCGUUGGAGCUGAUUGCCAUGAAAGCAAGCGAGGGAAGGCUUGUGAAUCCUGUUACACGAACCCGCCACGACGUGGCCGAGAUGACACCGAAUAUUGAUGCAGGGGGGAGUAAUAGGGUAAAGAAACAUCCUUCUCCCAGCAAGGAGGCUCUGGAGGAUCUGGAGAUGGCGUUCCGAAAGUAUACCCAUCUUAAUAUUUCGGGAGCUAAUUCAGAUGAAAUGGACGAACUAGCAACCAGUUUUGUUUCCGUUACGCCACCUCUAGUCCAGCACGACAAAAAUCGGUUGAUUUCCAAUCGAUUGUCCGCAUCUAACAUUCAAGACCUGGCCAGCCCAUCGGUCCGCAGAGGCCACAGCCGGCCGUUGUCAUCAUCGUCAAUGAUGCAGUUUUCGCGAACCCUUCACCCCCUUGACAACGCGCGCAAAAUUUGUGGAGAGAUACGCCUCGCACCACCAUAUCGCCCAGCGGGUAUUGAAGACGAUGUAGAUGAGCUACAUUAG
Molecule: messenger RNA, 1944 nt
Organism: Ilyonectria robusta
Lineage: Eukaryota; Fungi; Ascomycota; Sordariomycetes; Hypocreales; Nectriaceae
Exons: 2
Coding region: 1-1944 (647 amino acids)
Source: RefSeq, a predicted model, not a curated record